AUGUCCGCCCAAAAACACUACGACGCCCUAAUCCUCGGCUCCGGCCAAGGCGGCACCCCCCUAGCCACUGCAUUCGCAAAUGCAGGCCGGAAGACGUGCUUGGUAGAGCGGGCGCACGUCGGCGGCUGUUGCAUCAAUGAAGGGUGCACCCCCACCAAGACGAUGAUUGCGAGUGGGAAGGUCGCGUAUUUGGCUAGGAGGCGGGAGGAGUAUGGCGUUCAUUUCCGGUCGUCGGCGGCGGGGAUGGAGGGCGAGGAAGGGGGUGGGGUAGAAGGAGGAGGGGAAAGUGGUGGGGUGUGGACUGAUAUGAAAAAGGUGCGCCAGCGGAAGAGGGAGAUGGUGGAGAGCUUUCGUGCGGGGAGCGAGAGGAGACUUGGGGCGGCGGGGGUCGAUGUGUUGAGGGGUGAGGCGGCGUUUAUGGGGCCGAAGACGGUGAGGAUAAGGAUGGAGGACCCAGCAGAGGAGGAGGAAGUGGUGGUGAGUUCGGAGCUGGUGUUCAUCAACAGUGGCGAACGGCCUGCGAAGCCGAAGAUAGAAGGCUUAGACGGGAUCGAGCCGGCCCGAGUGCUUGACUCGACGUCCAUACAGGAGCUGGAUGAGGUGCCGGGCCAUCUGAUCGUCUUGGGCGGCGGGUAUAUCGGGCUAGAGUUUGGGCAGCUGUUCCGACGGCUAGGCGCCCAGGUCACCAUCGUGCAGCGCUCGGGGCAGGUCAUUCCGCGAGAAGACCCGGAUAUCGCCGAGUGCAUGUUGGAUAUCCUGCGAGGAGACGGGAUCACCGUGCGCCUCUCCACAGAAGCCGUGCGGCUGUCCUCAGAAGACUCCACCAUCACGCUGCACACAAAGUCGCCAGACGGCACCACCUCCCUCAUAUUCGGCUCGCAUCUCCUCCUCGCGGCGGGCCGCGUCCCCAACACCGACCACCUCUCCCUCCCCGUCGCAGGCAUCGAGACCACCCCCCGCGGCCACAUUGUCGUGAACCCGCGCCUCGAGACCAACAUCCCGGGCAUCUACGCGCUCGGCGACGUGAAGGGCCCGCCGGCAUUCACGCACGUCAGCUAUGACGACUUCCGCAUCGUGCGCGACAACCUGCUCUCCGUCCCGUUCCCCUCAGCGCCGGACCAGCGCACCACGGCCGCCCGUGUGGCCCACACGCCCUACGUCGUGUACACGGACCCGCAGCUCGGGCACGUGGGGAUGCACGAGCGCCAACUACGCAGCCAACACCCCGGGCGCAAGAUCAAGGUCGCGAAGAUGCCGAUGGAGUAUGUGGCGCGGGCGCUGGAGAUGGGGGAGACGAGGGGGAUGAUGAAGGCGGUGGUGGAUGCGGACACCGGGGAGAUUCUGGGAUUUACGUGUCUGGGGGUCGAGGGCGGGGAGAUCAUGAGUGUGGUGCAGGUGGCUAUGAUGGGGGGACUGCGGUGGGAAGGGCUGAGGGAGGCGGUGUUUGCGCAUCCGACUUUGGCGGAGAGCUUGAAUAAUUUGUGGGGGUUUUUGGAAGAAGGCAACGGCCACCAGCAAGACCGCUGGCUCGUCUCAGCCACCGUCUCGAUGGGUGGUUUCCUUUUCGGCUACGACACCGGCGUCAUCUCCGCCGUCCUAAUUAAUCUCGGCACUGACCUCGAUGGCAGAGUCUUGACCUCAAGCGAGCAGGAGUCGAUCACCUCGCACACGUCCGGAGGCGCGCUCGUAGGCACCGUGAUCGCCGGCUUCGCCACCGACAAGUAUGGCCGAAUCUCGGCAUCUAUCUCGGCUGUAUAA
Molecule: messenger RNA, 1758 nt
Organism: Coniosporium apollinis CBS 100218
Lineage: Eukaryota; Fungi; Ascomycota; Dothideomycetes
Exons: 3
Coding region: 1-1758 (585 amino acids)
Biological process (GO): transmembrane transport
Cellular component (GO): membrane
Molecular function (GO): oxidoreductase activity; flavin adenine dinucleotide binding; transmembrane transporter activity
Source: RefSeq, a predicted model, not a curated record